This is a messenger RNA of Hyalella azteca, 554 nucleotides long. RefSeq lists its product as uncharacterized. The record is from RefSeq and is a predicted model, not a curated record. The transcript has 2 exons. The annotation marks the transcript as partial. NCBI's taxonomy places the organism in Eukaryota, Metazoa, Arthropoda, Malacostraca, Amphipoda, Hyalellidae.
ACAGAUAGUUGGAAUUAUUACUUAGUUACUUAUUACUGUAACAGUUGGAAUUAUUUGACUAAAUAUUAGUGAUAUAUUGGUCUCGAGGAAUCUCAAUGUAAAAAAGAUCUUUGACCUGGGUCUGAGGAACCGCAACACAACCUUGUACACCAAUGAAUCGAUAACGUGUAGAACCGAAAUAUUACGGAAUCUCUUCUGUUUCUUGUGCGAUGGCUUCUAUGAAACCAGUGAGUGUCACUGCCACACCCAUUCUCUCUGUGCCACCUCCCCCAAGCUUGACUCACGCGCUUUCCCCUCACAUCACCCGCUCCUCCCCACCCAUCACCCCUCACCCUCUGUCCUCCUCCUUGCCCUCUGGCGGCGAGUGCAGUGCAGAUCUUAACCGAUGCACCCCCCGCAAACAACGACGUCUCUUCAACCUGGUCGAUAUCAGGAGCGGCGUGGCGGGGUCUAGCGUGGAGCUGGGCGGCGUCUCGCACCCUCAGCCACCACAGCUCGGCAAGCGGCAGCGGGCGCCGCUCGCUCACCUCGACUCCAAGUUUGUCGUCUCGCAG